Molecule: messenger RNA, 373 nt
Organism: Etheostoma spectabile (orangethroat darter)
Lineage: Eukaryota; Metazoa; Chordata; Actinopteri; Perciformes; Percidae
Product: caspase-1
Exons: 1
Biological process (GO): regulation of apoptotic process
Source: RefSeq, a predicted model, not a curated record
GUCCAAGUGGGACAAUUCAACAGAGGAAUGUCCCAGCAGAGGACAGCGACUCAGCAGAGGACAGCGACUCAGCAGAGGACAGCGUCCAGCAGAGGACAGCGUCCCAGCAGACAAUCAGCUGUUUUUACUUCGGACAGAGUUUGUAGACAGAGUGUCUGAUGGUGUUCUCAACCAACUUCUGGAUGAGCUCCUCGAGCGUGGGAUCAUAAACGAUGGCGAGAUGCAGUCCAUCAGAACCAACGCCAGAGCCGACAAAGCGCGAGAAGUGAUCGACACGGUGCGAAGGAAGGGACCUGAACCCAGCUCACGUCUGAUCGCUGCUCUCCGUAAGCUGGACCCAUUCCUUUCGAAAGUGCUGAAAUUAAGCUGAAGC